GCCUACGAGCUACGUCUAUGCAUUUUUCUAUGCUUCAAAGGUGUUAACUCGGCUCACUUGAACUGACCACACAACCGACUAGUACCAAGCUGGUCGGAUUUGAAAGAGGAUCACCGAUUUAUAGAAAUGACCUAGAGGCCUUACAGAUACAUUUGUGCUUUUGUCGCUCUUCUAAUCUGCAUUUUGUGGAGGAGAAGGGGUGAGAUCUGGGAGCACAUUUUUGUUUCCGCAGUGAUUAAUAACUACCUCAGCCAGCAGAAGGAAACGGCGAGGACGUUGAGGAGGCCGGCAAAGUUUCCAACAGCAGUCCUAUCAGCUGGCUUCUACUCACCGCCACAGACGGUGUGAAGAGAAUCUCUGAGGGACUGGUUGUCUGCCCUCCGCUCUGCUCCAUACACACAGAGAGGAAGUGAAGUGACAAGGCACCAUUGUCCUACUGGAUAACAGAUUUUGUCUCUUUUUAUUAUCAGACUCCUUGCUGUUGACCAGUGCCACAUUUCUUUUCAGAUUCUUCGCUUUGUUUUUUGCUUACAGCUUUUAAAGAUUUUCUAUCUAUAAAUAUAAAAACUAUAUACGUUAUACAAAAUGACAUUUUCUGCUUCCAUUUGAAGGAAUUGUUAUGCACAUGAAUCUUGUCUUGGAAUGAGAGAAUCGUGGAGUGUUUUCAGUUUUUUGCUCUGUCCUCUCAUAAACCAUUGACUCCUUUUUGAGGCAGAAAAUACAGAUUCGGGAAGGUGUAUUUCUACCUUUCUAUUUUUGCUGGGACUGUCCACCGUGAGCUGCAGCAGGGCUGCACACAAACAUCACACUUAGUCAACAAGUCUCUACCCUGCAUCGCUCUGUUAGUUACAAAGCAUUUUGAGAUGAGCUUCUGGUAGAUGGAGCCCUUAAGUUGUCUUUUUACAUAAAUUCCAGGACAAUUGGGUUGUUUCUAUAAGAGCGUGAAAAAGAGCUUCUGUUUGGCUGAAAUCCGGAGCUUCCAGAGUCAGCCUGACACUUAUGUAUUGUUGUAGUGCGCAGGAAAGUAAAAUGGACUACAAGCGGCGCUUUUUGCUCGGCGGGUCCAAGCAGAAAGUGCAGCAGCACCAGCAGUACCAGAUGCCUGAGCUGAGCCGGACCCUCAGUGCCCCCCUGGGCUCCACCUGCUCCCCCAUGGGUGGCUCCACCGGGGUGGGCAUGCCCGGCAGCUGCCAACCACCUCCCUCCACCCCCAACACCACUGCGGUCGCCGACAUCCAGCAGGGCAUCUCCAAGUACCUGGAUGCACUGAAUGUGUUCUGCCGGGCCAGCGCCUUUCUCACGGACCUGUUCAGCAGCGUGUUCAGGAACUCKCACUACUCGAAAGCAGCUAUGCAACUUAAGGACGUGCAGGAACAUGUCAUGGAGGCGGCCAGCCGGCUGACUGCAGCAAUAAAGCCAGAGAUCGCCAAGAUGCUGAUGGAGCUGAGCGCUGGGGCUGCCAACUUCAAAGACCAGAAUGACUUCAGCCUGCAGGAUGUGGAGGUGCUGGGUCGGUGCUUCCUAACAGUGAUGCAGGUGCACUUCCAGUUCCUAUCCCAGGCCCUGCAGAAGGUGCAGCCUGUGGCCCAGUCGUGCCUGGCAGAGGCCCUCGCCCAGGCCCAGGAGCGACGCAGCAAUGUCCGCUCCCAGAGCUCCUGCCCUGGGCCCCUGACGGAGCUGGAGGAGGCCUCACGAUCAUGGAAGGGUGCAGCCGAGGUAUUUGGACAUGGAGGCCAGGGCGCCCCCAGGACUCACCAAGGAGCUUCAUGGUGUGACUACCACGACUGCCUUGCAGCAGAAGUCUUGUGUUUUCACACCGGCCACCCUGUUUUGUAUCCUCAGCACACCAUGUUGCAGCUCAUUAAAGAGGCAGUGGGGCAGAACGGAGUGACCCCCCGGGACGACUCCCCCGUCACUGAGGUCCUCAACCAGGUCUGCCCUUCCAGCUGGAGAAUGGCCUGCAAGACCGCCGUCCAGUUACUGUUCGCUCAGGCGGGACUGGUGGUUGUUGACACUGCUCAGAUCGAGAACAAGGAAGCCUAUGCUCCACAGAUUGCUCUGGAGGGCUCCAGAGUUGUGGUACAAGUACCCUCCACAUGGUGCCUGAAAGAGGACCCAGCCACCAUGUCUCUGUUGCAGCGGAGUCUGGACCCAGAGAAGACCCUCGGCCUGGUGGACGUGCUAUAUACCGCCGUCUUUGACAUCAAUAGGUGGAAGGAGUGCAAAGAACAGGCCUUGCCUACCAUUCAGAUGCAGUUACAGCGGGAGAGCCCUGACUACGGGAUGCAGGUAGACCUGCCUUCUGGAAAUGGCUCCAAAGCCUACAGUGGCCUGCCCAAAACUAUCUCCAAGCUAACUUCCAAAUUCACAAAGAAGGCCUCUUCCAGCUCUGUGUCCAGUGGUGGGGGCAGCUACUCCAUCCCCAGCACCCCGUCCCAUAGCAUGCUCUCUAGCAGCAGCUCUGAAGACAAGCAGUUCAAGAGCCUGGGCCACGCAGUAGACGGGAGACUGCAGAGCAUCUUACAGCUAGGCAACCUGUCCAGCAACCUCGACCCCACCCAGCCCCAGAACGGUUCAGUGUGUGACGACCAGGGCAUGAACCUCCCCACGGACCAGGAGAUGCAGGACGUCAUUGACUUUCUCUCAGGUUUCAACAUGAGCAAGUCCCAGCAAGCCUCCCCACUGGUCAAAAGGAGGAACUCUGUAGCGUCUGCCAACGCCGCCGAGCUGAAGCCCCCGAGCGGCGCCACCGACCGAACCCCAAUCUCCCAAGCGGUCUCCCACAGUUCACUGCAGCCCCCUACCCAGAGUAUGCCGCAGCAGCAGCAGCCACCACCACCGCAGCAGCCCUCCCAGCAGGCACUGCAGUACUACCAACACCUCCUCCAGCCUAUUGGGCAGCAGCAGCAUGCUCCACCUCAACUGCCCUCCCAACAGCCUCCACCCCAGGCUCUUCCCCAGCAGAGAAUGCCAAGUAAGUGGCUGAGUGGUUCCAGCCAGCAGCAGCCUCAUCCCCAGGGGCCCCCUCCCCCAGCAGGGCUCUCCCCCCUGGGGCCCAUUGGCCAGUGGGGCUCACCUGGCCUCCCAGACCUGAGCUCGGACCUAUACAGCCUGGGGCUGGUCAGCACCUACAUGGACAGUGUCAUGUCUGAGAUGCUGGGGCAGAAGCCACAAGGUCCCCGCAACAACACCUGGCCCAACAGGGACCAGAACGAGGGUGUGUUUGGGGUGCUGGGAGACACUUUGCCCUUUGACCCCGCAGUUGGUUCUGACCCCGAGUUUGCGCGUUACGUUGCCGGAGUCAGCCAGGCCAUGCAGCAGAAACGGCAGGUGCAGCAAAUCCGUCGACCCAGCAACACCCGCGGCAACUGGCCCGUCUCUGAUGAGCAGCACAGGACCUGGUCCCACCCAGAGUACUACAGCGAAGGGGAGGCGGUCAACAGCAGCUGGUCAGCCAAUCAGGGAGACUCUGCCAGCUCCAGUGAUGAGACGUCCUCAGCCAAUGGGGACAGCUUGUUCUCCAUGUUCUCUGGACCUGAUCUUGUUGCCGCCGUCAAACAAAGAAGAAAACACAGCUGUGGUGAGCAUGAGGUGUGUACCCUGCCCUCUCCUCCCCUCCAUCACUUGGGAGAUGAUAAUAACCAGGAAAGCAAAACAAAAACUUGGCCGCCAAAGGCCCCAUGGCAGCACUCCGCUCACACUCAACACAACACCAUGCCCAAUCCAAGCUCUUCCCUGUACCAGAUGAACAUCCCUUCCAGCCAAUGGUGUGAUUCCAUGCAGAUGUUACAGUCGCCGGUGUGGUCCACUGCCAGUGACUGCCCUCCCUCCACCGGGAUCUCCUCUGGCUUCUCUCACUACACCCAGCAGCAACAACAGCACAAACCCAUCAGCAAGGGCUUUAAAUCCUUCCCCAUCAAACAUGAGCACAGGCCCUCCUACCUUCACCAGUACUGAUACAGACCAAACAAAUGAGUCCAUUGGUAUGGUAAAAUACUUGUAGCUGUAUUUCUGAAGCAAGUAAUGUUGCCCUUUUAGAAUAACCAUUAACUUGAAAACAGUCUAAGUAUGUGUUUUAAGGCAAAAUUGAAUUGUUCAUACUGGCUUAACAUUUUGUGUUUUUCCAUUUCAAAUGCCCCCUAUUUGAAAAAGACAGUCUAAACUGCCAUGUAAAAAAUGCAUGUCCUACUGGCAGCAGAUAGUAUAAACUUUAUCAGGCAGACAUGCAUGGCCAUCAUCCACUUUUCUUCUCCUUCUGAAAAUGUAAGGGAUAAGAUUGUAGGGGGUGGGCUCUAAACGAGACACUCCAAUUUCCCCCAUAAUUCUAUGCUGUAACUGCCAAAUCUCAUGUAAGAUGACUCAGACUACAGCUAACAUCUACUGUUCCAUAGCUUGUAAAUUACUGAAGUUGAAAUAUAAAUAAUAAUUUACUACUUUUUAUUAAGAGGCUUUGAGCAGGCUCAGCAUACAUAAAUCAUUGCAAUUGAAAAAAAAUACUUUUUCAGCAACUGACAGAGUAAAAAAUAUAUAGCAGUAACUAUGUGCCAUGUUGGUAUUAAUAGCACUUUCACAAUAUUAUUUUCCAACCAAAGCGUUGUUCAGAAGAUAAAUGGUGCUGAGAGAAGUCAGAUUAAAGUUACGAGUCCUAGGGAAAGUCUUUGAUCAAAACGCGCAUUCAUUUCCUUUUCUUUCCCUGAUUUGGCAGUUCGCUUCAGAAUGACUAACUCAUAAACCUAAUGUUUGUUCCUUUUAAAAUACAAUAUUUUCGUGUACAAAUAUUGACAGUAUUAAUCUUAUUUUUGUAUUUUCUUACAUGUUAUACCAUAUUACAACCCCCCCCCCCCCCAAGAUAUGAAGGCACAUUAAUUUCUUUAGUACAGAGUUUAACUACACCAUAUAUCUAAAGGUUACCAAAUAUGCCAUUAUAAACACUAAAACAUUGAGUAGGGUAUUUUUUAGCCCAUGUUUCUAUGGCUACGGGCUGUAUUUAAAUGCCCAGAAUGUUAAAUUUUUGAUGUUUGCGGAUGCCAAUGUUGCCUGUAUUUAUGAAAUGACACCAUGUUUUCUGAAAACUAACAUACUUACCAUGUUUACAGAGAUUUGUUUGCUGUAUAUACAUAAAUAUAUCUUUUUAUAGUUCUGUGCUUUGCACAAUCAAAAUAUAGGGUGUGUUGCUUUGUCUGUGUUUCCCAAACUUUUGCUGCCUUUUUUCUCAUCUUUAUAGACCUUGGACUGUAACCAUUAGCAUCUUUCAGCUGUGUCAAAAUGGUUAACUAGUGGCAUCUACAAAAAAAAAAGAAAAUGUUACCCUGACAGAAGAUAUGAAGGGGGACUGCUUGGCUUAUGUUGCUUAUUGUUCUCUUGAGCUGGCAACAAUCUUCCCAAGUGUACCAGCAAUGCAACAACAAAAAAAUAAUAAAAAUGACUAGCAAUUGAA
Messenger RNA from Salvelinus sp. IW2-2015, 5437 nucleotides. RefSeq names its product granule associated Rac and RHOG effector protein 1. NCBI's taxonomy places the organism in Eukaryota, Metazoa, Chordata, Actinopteri, Salmoniformes, Salmonidae. Gene Ontology annotation, molecular function: CCR4-NOT complex binding. The record is from RefSeq and is a predicted model, not a curated record. Gene Ontology annotation, biological process: Rac protein signal transduction.